ACAAAGAGGACAAAUAUGAUGUGAAGAAAACGUGACCUGAUUAAUAACUCUUAGAAUAACAAAUGGAGGAUACGAAAGAUCAAAGAAGUGUUGGCGAGACUGUAUCGACCGCCGGCGCUUCCAGUUGGUUUUGUAACUGGUUUACAUGGUCCCCAACCUCAGAGAAGCUGCUAGAGGAAGCAGAAUCUCAAAUAUUACAAAAAACCCAAUCUUACUAUGAGAGCCAAUUUGUGCCGUUGGGAAAUGGACAGAGGAUAUGGACCUUAAAAUUCAGUCCAAAAGCUACUAGAGUACCACUGGUCCUGGUUCAUGGGUUUGGAGGAGGUGUUGGUCUCUGGGCAUUAAAUUUUGAUGCCCUCUCCAAGAACAGGUCUGUUUAUGCAUUUGAUGUGCUGGGGUUUGGUCGCAGCUCGCGGCCUCAAUUGAGUUCAGAGCCAUUGGAAGCUGAAGAACAGUUUGUGGACUCCAUUGAGAAAUGGCGGGAGAAGGUCGGCCUGGAAAAGUUUGUUCUUUUGGGUCACAGCCUUGGUGGGUUCUUGGCAAGCUCCUAUGCCUUGAAGUACCCUUCCAGAAUCCAGCAUCUGAUCUUAGCUGAUCCAUGGGGAUUUCCCGUGAAACCCACAGAAGAUAAUAUGAAUAUACACAUCCCUGUGUGGGUCAAAUUCUUAGGAGCGGUUUUAAGUCCUUUUAAUCCAUUAGCUGGAUUACGUGUGGCUGGUCCAUGGGGUCCUUCUCUGGUGAGACAAUUCAGACCUGAUUUUCAAAGAAAGUUUUCCAGUAUUCUGCCCGAUGACACCAUAUUUAACUACAUUUACCACUGCAAUGCACAAGUACCUAGUGGAGAGACGGCUUUCAAGAACAUGACCAUUCCAUACGGCUGGGCCAAGCAUCCAAUGAUAUAUAGAAUUGGUAAUGUCAACAAAGUCGUUCCUAUAACAAUGAUUUAUGGAUCAAGAUCAUGGAUUGAUCACAACACAGGAAAGGAAACCAAGGAGAGGCGCAGUGGUUGUUAUGUAGAUGUUCAGGUAAUUAGUGGAGCAGGGCAUCAUGUCUACGUGGAUAAACCCGACAAAUUCAAUGAUUUAGUGGAGGGAAUAUGUCAAAAUGUGGAUAAUGAAGAUAGUGCAAAAUAAUUUAGUUUGGGACAUGUACAUUCAGUCUGUAAAUAAGGUUGUCUUAAUUGUAGCUUUAAUUGUCAAGUUUCUAAUUCAGUAAAAUUUCAUUGCUUCCAGAACUGCUUGAAAAUUUUGUGGUUUCAAUUUUUCUCAUAAUACUUAUAGCCCUUAAUCUACAAAAAUUAGGUUCCCUCUGAUUAAUUUUUAUGGUACAUAGUGUCAGUUUCUAUGCAUUGCAAAGUUUGAUAUUUUAGUUUGCUUCUUUUCUUAUUUAAGCAUUGUACUUUCCUGAAAAUUAUUUUCCUAAUCAGGCACAAUAUCUACUAAAUAGAAUUCCUGUCAGUAUCCAGCAGUCCUAAAUCUUCAGUAGAGUUAUUGCCUCAUUUAUUCAGGUAAUUAAGAUUUAAUAUGAUUCAUGAUAGGUUAAUAAUGAAACAUUUCAGUUUUGAAUGAAUUGCAAGUGCUGCAAUCAAGGUUUCAGUGUCAAGUUUCAAUGUAAAAUGGGCCUCAUAACAUUUUAAGUAAUCCUUGGAAAAUGAUUUUUUUAAGAACAGUCUGGUCUUAAGCAACCAGAAACCAUUGCAUGAAACUUCAUGAACUGAAAUUCAUAAAGUGGUCAAUUGUCUGCCAAUUAUUUAUUUAUUUAGCAAAUUGGAAAAACUGAAGAAAUUUUAUUUUGGGCCAGACAGAGGUUAAAGCCUGGUAUCCUUGCUAAAUUCUGGCUUUUACUCAUUAACAAUGAAAUGAAAGUUAUCAGUUGAGAGUACAUGAAUUAUUCAGCUGCUAUGUUAAGUUAAUGAUUCCGCUUCAUUUUCAUCAAAUUGCCGCAUGCUAAAAAUGGAAAUUGUGCUUAAGUGAAUUUUUUAUUUCAAAUUAUGGGUGUAGGUACUCUUUGAUCUGAGUGUGUAAAUUAUUCAGUCAAUAGUUCUUCACUGCUUGCUAAAUCAUUUAGCCAAUAUUACUAUUAACUUAUUAAAUAAAUUUUAUUUUAAUGUAUAGCAUAAAACAAUUUGUGAUGUAGUUUAUAAUAAUACUUUCAACUGAAAGUAGUUAAGAAAAAUUGCACACAAUAGACAUGAAUUCAAUUCUCAACAUUAGUCAAGUUUAACAGGGUAAUAAAUUUGUUGUAGGGUUGUGAUAAGUCAUAAUAUUAUACUAUUCUUUUUAAAUACAUCUCUUAACUUAGUGUAACUGUGAAAACAAUGGUCCUGUUUGGUGUUCAGUAAAUUUUCUCUGCAAUUUUCUAGACACUUUAAUUUCUGCAAGAGCUUUGGGCACAAUUUAAUAAGUAAACAGGCACAUUUUCCCUGAUAUUAAAUGUAAACAGCUCCAGCUUCUCUAUUGUUCUAUGAAGUAUUAUGGCUGAGGGGGGAAUUAGACAGAUAUUUUUUUUAAUACAAUAAACUGAAGGAAAUGUACUCAGAACAACAAUAUUUUUUAUAUCCUUAAUGUACAUUGCAUACUGUGAAUUAUAAUGGGAAGAUAAUUAAUGGUACAUUUAGUUUUUAACUCUAAUUAUUAUGUAGCCUACAAUACAUAUAGCUAGGAUCAAUCUAGAUUUCUGAGUAAUACUGAAUUGACCCAUAGCUGGGAACUUAACACCGGAAAGUGGAUAACUCAUUUGUCACUCUGGUUAUAAACAUGCAGAAUUCUGAUGUUGUAUUUCUUGAAAAUAAAAAUUUGUAUUGCACAUUUA
Molecule: messenger RNA, 2811 nt
Organism: Stylophora pistillata
Lineage: Eukaryota; Metazoa; Cnidaria; Anthozoa; Scleractinia; Pocilloporidae
Product: 1-acylglycerol-3-phosphate O-acyltransferase ABHD5
Biological process (GO): lipid homeostasis; phosphatidic acid biosynthetic process
Cellular component (GO): mitochondrion
Molecular function (GO): carboxylic ester hydrolase activity; lysophosphatidic acid acyltransferase activity
Source: RefSeq, a predicted model, not a curated record